CUAUGGAAUAAAUGAAAUGAUUGAUAAGUAAGAGGAAAGUGUAGCUAGGGACGAAAAGGGGGAAAGGAAAGUUUGGAGGAAGAGUCAAAUGAGCAAUGAGAGGAGAAUUCGUCCUCGGAGUUGGACACUAUUCGAUCUGAGUGGCACAACACUGGUUUUUACAAGUGAUGCAUUCAACAACCAAGGCCACGGCAACCAAGAUUUAUCUUCUGCACACAUUCUUUCUUCUGCUCCAGCCAGCAGGAACAACCAAACAUCCUCUGAUGCACCUCAUAGUAACAACAACGUUGAUACACGCAGGAGGAGCCAAUUAUCAUCUCAUGCAGACGUACCCAUCACUAGUACUGAUCAUGUCUCACCCAGAUGGGACCAUAUCAAGAAUCCACCUCCACCUCCAGCUCCACUCCUAGUCCCACGUUACCAACCUUCUCCUCUUCACCAUCCUUCUUCCUCUCCUCGCCCUUCAAAUUAUGGCACUAACCGUGGUACUGUUUCAACCAACCGGGACCAUAUGAAGAAGAAUCAGACUGUGAGUCCUUACCGUGAUCCUAUUGCUGUUUCUCAUCAGUUUCUUCUUCGUCCCACUGCUACUCCUCUGUCUCUUCGCGUGGAAAUUAGACUAUGUCGGGAGAUGCGACCUAAAACAAUGGAUCAUGGGAAAGAGGUUAAAAUUGUGAUAAAGAAUUUCCUCUUAUAACAUGAAAUUCCCUUGUGCAAAUCGCUUAGUCACACAAUACGAGUCGAAUCUCAACAUGCAAAGUACAUGGGAACAAAUUUCCACACGCUUCAUGAACAAGGAAGGAGGAAGCAAUUAUAAUUGUGCUUCAAGGAAGUUCUUGGCUACUGAGAAUCACAUGCCCCGUUAGGACACUCGAGUCUUCAGCAAGCAAACCAAAUUGCACAAGUGUCAAACUUGGUGUGUCCAAGUACCGUUUCUGAAGAAACUUACAAAUAUUUACUCAAAUUCAAUUCUAUCCUAUGUAGGUUAUAAAGAUGUCUUUAAUUUUUUGUAAAAGUUAAAGCAAAGACUUCAAAGAUAAUA
Cajanus cajan (pigeon pea) is the source of this 1042-nucleotide messenger RNA. RefSeq lists its product as uncharacterized. NCBI's taxonomy places the organism in Eukaryota, Viridiplantae, Streptophyta, Magnoliopsida, Fabales, Fabaceae. The record is from RefSeq and is a predicted model, not a curated record.